ACCAGUAAUUCAUCUUGCAUUACUAAAUAAAUGUAAACUUGAAGAUAAGAGUUGUCAGAGCAGUAAAUCAUAGAGACUUAUCAACACUACUUUAAAUCUGUUUAUAUAGAAAUGGAAUGGAAGUUCAAUGACCAGAGCAUCAUAGUUUCUCCAUCAACUACCACAAGAGUUUUAUGGCUAAAAUGCCUUCUCCCUCUGUCACAGUGAAAUACACAAAGCUCUUCAUCAAUGGAGAGUUUGUGGAUUCAGUUUCAGGGAGAACUUUUGAAACAUUUGAUCCUCGAACAGGGGAUUCCAUAACCAGUGUAGCAGAGGCUACCAAAGAAGAUGUUGAUGUCGCUGUGAAAGCUGCUCGGAAUGCCUUUGAUCAUGGCCCCUGGCCUCGCAUCUCUGGCUAUGAAAGAGGUCGAAUUAUGAACAAGUAUGCAGAUCUGGUGGAGCAACACUUGGAGGAGCUGGCUGUGCUUGAAACCUUGGAUUCUGGGAAGCCAUUAGCAGGUUGUCAAUACUAUGAGAUUCCCGAAGGGAUAAAGGGCUUACGCUACUAUGCUGGAUGGGCAGAUAAGAUUCAUGGAUUAACUCUGAAGAUGAGUGGACCAUAUCAGGGUUACACCUUGCAGGAGCCCAUUGGAGUUGUGGGUCAAAUAAUACCAUGGAAUGCUCCACUGCUGAUGUUUUUCAAUAAAAUAAGCCCUGCCUUAGCAUGUGGAUGCACCAUUGUCAUAAAAUCUGCAGAACAAACUCCUUUAACUGCGUUCUAUGCUGCUCAAUUGGCCAAGGAGGCAGGAAUACCACCAGGUGUUCUUAAUGUGUUGUCUGGUUUUGGAGAAAUAGCUGGUGCAGCCAUGAGCAAACAUAUGGAUAUUGAUAAGAUCUCAUUCACUGGAUCAACUGAGGUAGGGAGACUAAUAAUGGAGGCAUCUGCAAAGAGCAACUUGAAGCCUGUGACAUUGGAACUUGGUGGGAAAUCACCUCUGGUUAUUAUGGAUGAUGCUGAUGUUGAAGAGGCCAUCAAAAUUGCUCAUAUGGCUGUCUAUGCUAACAUGGGGCAAGUAUGUUGUGCUGGAUCAAGGGUAUUUGUUCAAGAGGGCAUCUAUGAUGAAUUUGUGAAAAAGGCAGUGGAAAGAGCAAAGAAGCAAAUGAUAGGGGACCCUUUUCUGCCAGGAGUUGAACAUGGGCCUCAGAUUGACAAAGCACAAUUUGAUAAAAUAUUAGAGUAUAUUGAGUUUGGAAAGAAAGAGAAAGCUACCUUACUUACUGGGGGUCAAAUUUGGGGUGACAGAGGAUUUUACAUAGAACCUACCAUAUUUUGUGAUGUUAAGGAUACUAUGAAGAUUGCCCAAGAAGAAAUAUUUGGGCCUGUCAUGUCUAUACUUAAAUUCAAAUCUAUCGAGGAGGUGAUAGAAAGGGGGAACAAAACAAUGUAUGGCUUAGCAGCUGGAAUCUUGACCAAAAAUAUAGAUGUGGCCAAUAGAUUUUCAAGAGCACUUCGUGUAGGAGUGAUUUGGAUCAAUUGUUUUUUAGUGAUUGACAAAGAUUGUCCUUUUGGUGGCUUUAAAAUGAGUGGAAUCGGAAGAGAGAGUUGCAUCCAAGGUCUUCAAAGUUACUUACAAGUAAAAAGUGUUAUUUGCCCCCUCCAGGAAUCGCCUUGGUUAUAAAAUUUCUCCAAUUUCAAAUCAAUGACUUUUCAAUGUUUGGUAUAGAAUAAUAUAAACCAUAUUUAUAUUUUU
Messenger RNA from Cryptomeria japonica (Japanese cedar), 1730 nucleotides. Its product is annotated as aldehyde dehydrogenase family 2 member B4, mitochondrial. Bases 174 to 1658 code for a protein of 494 amino acids. Lineage: Eukaryota; Viridiplantae; Streptophyta; Pinopsida; Cupressales; Cupressaceae. The record is from RefSeq and is a predicted model, not a curated record. The transcript has 10 exons. Gene Ontology annotation, molecular function: aldehyde dehydrogenase (NAD+) activity.